This is a messenger RNA of Nannochloropsis gaditana CCMP526, 1026 nucleotides long. RefSeq lists its product as uncharacterized. The record is from RefSeq and is a predicted model, not a curated record. Gene Ontology annotation, biological process: mitochondrion organization. The transcript is spliced from 3 exons. Gene Ontology annotation, cellular component: membrane; mitochondrion. Bases 35 to 868 code for a protein of 277 amino acids.
GGGUGGCGGGGGUGGAGGGGGUGGCCCCGGGGGCAUGUCUCCAGCAGGACCGCUGGGAGCCUUGCUAGGUGUGACGGGCAUCCUUUACGCCGGGUACAAUAGUUUUUACACGGUGGAGGGUGGGCACCGAGCUCUGUUGUUCAACAGAUUAAUCGGUGUGAAAGAAGAAGUGUACAUGGAGGGAAUGCAUUUUAUGAUUCCCUGGUUCGACAUGCCCAUCAUUUACGACAUCCGCCCCAAGCCCCGGAUGAUCCAGUCCUUGACAGGAAGCAAAGACAUGCAAAUGGUCAACAUCACCAUCCGCGUUUUGUCUAAGCCCGACUCGGCUCAACUCCGCUGGAUCUUCCGCACCUUGGGUCGCGACUACGACGAGCGUGUCCUCCCUUCCAUCGUCAACGAGGUCUCCAAGGCCGUGGUGGCCAAGUACAACGCCGCGGAGCUCUUGACGAAGCGUGAGAUGGUCUCCACCCAAAUCCGGUUGCAGUUGGAGAAGCGUGCGAAGGAGUUUCGGAUCGUCCUGGACGACGUGUCGAUCACCCACUUGACCUUCUCCCGGGAGUACACGAACGCGGUCGAGGCCAAGCAAGUUGCUCAACAGGAAGCCGAGCGCGCGAAAUAUGUGGUAAUGAAAGCGAACCAAGAAAAGGAAGCCAUCAUUAUCAAAGCGGAGGGAGAGGCCCAAUCCGCUGCUCUGGUGGGUAAGGCCAUUCGAGAGAAUCCUGCUUUUAUCAAGCUGCGCAAAAUCGACGCAGCCAGGGACAUUGCGAAUGUCGUGUCCUCUUCGGGUCAGAAGGUCUAUCUGUCUGCGGACUCCCUCUUGUUGAAUAUGUACUCGGGCGACGAAGAGAAGUCUGGAAAGAAGCGGUAGGCAUGCCACACGGGUAGAGAGGAGUGCGACGCGGGAAACUAAACAGGAAGAGGCGCAAGGAGAAAAAGACUUGGUGGGAAAGGGUACUCGUUGCUCUUUCAGGAAGGCAGGAUGCAUCGACAAAAGUUAAAGAAAUCCAAACCCUCGACCAAAAUUGA